This is a messenger RNA of Hylaeus anthracinus, 5137 nucleotides long. RefSeq lists its product as uncharacterized. Bases 254 to 1219 code for a protein of 321 amino acids. The record is from RefSeq and is a predicted model, not a curated record. NCBI's taxonomy places the organism in Eukaryota, Metazoa, Arthropoda, Insecta, Hymenoptera, Colletidae. The transcript is spliced from 3 exons.
CGUAAAACGCGGCCGUGUGUCCGGCCAGAAACGGAAAGCGAGUAUCUAAAAAAAUUCGUAACCGAAAAAUCCGACCGAAACUCGCCGUUUUGCUUGGCCGAUAUAUAAAAGCAACACGUUGUCGCGUUGGUGGUCGUUUACGGGUGUCUUGCAGGUGCCGCCCCUAAUUAUACGUCCAGACGGAAUCGUCGAACAACCCUGAAGACGUCCUGCUCCGUGGAUCCUACGCUUUCCAGACGAUUGACGAGUCACGAUGAGGACGUCACUGGUAUUGCUGGUAUCCGUCGUAGCUUCCGCGACGGCAAUGCCCCUUCGGGACACCCUGAACGCUGGAUUGUUUCCGCGGAACAAGGACGUGCUUCCAGCUUCCACGAAAACAGAGCCUGUCACCGCCAAGGACGCGACGAAUCAACCGACAAAAAAGCAAUCAGAGAAGACCGACGGUGGAACGAAAGAUUGGCGAACCACGCCGCUGACUUCGAUCCCGAGCCAAGAUGAUCGAGCGGAUACCGAGCAGGACGCUGCCCAGAAGCAGCCUAACGAGGGCAAGGAGAAAACCGCCAAGAAGAAUCGGAAGCACAAAGCCAUCUUCGUUAACUAUCCCAUCGUCUCGGAGCUACAAUACUCCGACGUACCGUACGACAUCGAUUACAGCGACAACAGCUUCGAUACCGACGAGAGGUCAGCAGCGGACGCUAACAGGUACCAAGAAAGCAACAUCUUCUACAUUCGGCUGCCACCUACGCCCUACAUGUUCGUCCCGGGUCUGGGCUACAUUUCGAAUCCUCCCACUUACUCGACCUCGAAUCUUCAUCCGCAAAUACCGUUCACGAGGCCCGCGAGACCCAAGCCUGUCUAUCGACAACCCGUUAACCCUUUCAUCAAGCUGCCAAUAGAUUUCGUGAGCAACGGGAAGCCAACGUCGGUCUAUCAAUGGCAGAAGAAGCCUGCCAAAAAACCGAGCGACACUCCGAUCACGAAUCUGGACAGCCUAUCGGCGGAGUUCGUAAGCAACGGGAAACCGACGUCGAUCUAUCAGUGGCAAAGCAACGCGAAGCCGAUCAAUAGACCCGACGAUUUCGUCCACAACAUGGACAAGGGACCGUACAGUUUCAACGGGAAACCGACCAGCUUCUUCCUGCUGAAAUCCGAUGGAACGUCGUCGGCCCAACAAUCCCUUCGCUACUCGGACUACCAACAAGAUAAUUCUUAUUAUUGAAGACCGCGAGCCGCGGAGCUCGUUGCCAUCGACACGUGAAACGAUUACCGGGGAUUGUAGAAAUUGGUAGCCUCGUUCGCAUUUCGAACGACGAUCCGGAGUAUCGAGAAUUUGAGGAGUAUGCGUACGAGGAAUGCUGGCUCGCGAGUCUCGUCGAAUCGUUGCUUCGCGAUGAAUGGGUGAGUGCGGGCUAAGGAUGCGAACUCGAGACGUCGAGUUAGGAGGUUUACAUGCUGACAAUUUUCCGGCAUGACAACUAUUUCACCCAUUCACUGUCUAGGAAAAGCGUUUCGCCUUGGCCGCCAAGAUUUAACCAUUUGCACUCGAGAGGUUUCCUUUAGGUUUCAUUUCUUUGGAACUCGAAGUGCCAAUGAAAUGAUUGUUGUUGAAGCAAAGGUGACCUGAUUCUCAAAUCUAUACAAGUCUAUAAAUUUAUAAGUCUCAAGUCUAUACAUUUAUAACGAAUGGAAAUAAACAGAUUAUUAGCGCCAUGAGUAUCUUCCUUUCACGAUACCAAUAUUAGUGGCGUCAGUUUAGAUUUUCAAUUGUCUAACCCUUUGGACUCGAGAUGUGACUCUCAGACACUGCUAGGUUUUCUUUAGGUUUCAUUUCUUUGGAACUCGAAGUGCCAAUAAAAUAAUUGGCGUUUCGGCAAAGGUGACUUGAUUCUCGAAUCUCAAAUUAGAGAUCUGAUUCGAAGUCAAUAUAAUCUUAGCAUUCGUGGCAAUAGAAUGCUAUUUAAUUUCCACUUAACUUAUUUACAAUUUAUUUAUAUAUUUAUAUAGAUGAGAAUAUAAUUUAAAUUUUCAAUUUUAACACUUUAUCUACCGGGCUAUUUAGAAACAGUGUUUAAUUCAAAAAAGAAUUUUCUACGGUAGCAUAUGCCAACCUAGGCAACAUACAAAAAUUUUGCAGAAUUUUUUUAGCAGUUUUUCAAUAAUAAUGGCGGCGCUCCUGUCUACGCACAUUUCUGUUCGUUCAGGUAGUUGUUCCCCGUUGAAAUUUUCAGUUAAUUGACCAUCUACUUUACGCUUUUGAUUAAUUUUGAUUAAUCGUACCUCGUAACGACAAAAUUCUAGGCUAUUGCGCGGAUGACCAGGGUUCGAAUCCCCAAGUUGCAUAUCUUUUUUUUAAGUCAUUGAUCUUUUUUUAUUUAUUCCAUUUUUUCACAUAACGCCACUUAUUUAUUUUCUACUAAUUUUUAAAUAAAAUAUCUUUAUUUGGGAGAAAUUGUAAUAAAUAAAUAAAUAACAUAUUUCAGGAAGUUUUAAAGAAAAUUUAGUGGUCUUUUAACUUGCGUCACAGCUCUGCAGUGCGAUCAGCUGACUGGAAUAAAAAUGUGCGCGCACUAGAAAUCACGUAUCUGGGUACCAAACCUUAGGUUGCGAAAUGACGAGAGACUAUUUGAUUUGAUGUGCGGAAUUCAUCCUGAAAAAGAUUCUACAUUCUCAUUAGCAUCAUGUAUGUACAGUUUUUCGAGACAUUGGCGCGGAGUAUAGACAUUAAAUUUAUUAAAAUCGAUUUCGACUUAUUAAACUCGAUUUUUAAAUUUUGUACAAGAAACAGAAAAGAUGUACAGUGCUUCUAUUUAUGUUAAAUGAAACUUAAUAUUUGUUCAUGAAUAAUGUAUUUAUUUAUAAAAGGUUUGUUUCUUUGUAGCAGUUGUACGAAAAAAGGUUGCAAAAAGGUUGCAAAAAUGUUUAAAUACAUACAUUUUUGUGUCCAUAACGAUCGACAAUUGCAAGAACAUUUUAAUAUAUAAGUUUUAAGAGUUUAUACUAAGGAAUCGAAGAAAGUUGUAAAAAUGUAUAAAUUCGUAACUUCCGUAGGUUUGUAACAAAUGUACAAGGAAGUUGUAAUGAACUGUUGAAUCAAAGUUUUCGCGUGUUUAUAAGUUAUAUAAAUAUACAAAUUUGUAAAUACAAAUUUACGAAAAGAUUAUUGAUCUAAAUUUUAUAAAAACAACAAUUCACAAUUACAAUUUCAAAUAUAAUCAUUUGAUGAGUGAAAAUUAAUGUAAUUAACCAAAAGACAGAUAAAUCUGAUGGCUAGUUAUUGAAUACGAAUAACGCACCAUCAGAGAAAGUUAUGAUCAAUUUAGUUAACAGUUGUCAUUACGGAUUACCUAUUUCAAUCGUAAAUUUUAAUGGUUUCUUUGAUUAAAUUUUGUUCAAUGCCGUACCUAGAUGAAAAGAAGUACUUAACUGUUAUGUUUAUUAUACAAUUGUAUAUAAGUAACUUACUUCUUAAUAAGCAUUUAUUGUUAGACUGUAAAUAGGUCAUGAUUAGACUGCGGAUAUUUAUGUAUUCAUGGCAAGUGGAAAUAUGUACAAGUAUAUCCAUGAAUGCAAAAAUAUGUAAACUAUCAAAAAUAAAAUACAUGUUACACUGUUCAAAUGAUAAGGCAUACUCUCUAUUCUUUACCUAAAUCUGUAAAAAUACGAAUUUGUAUAAACAUUCGCAGUCUAGUCAUGACAAUAGUAUUUAAUCAUAGUUUUCAAAGAAUUGUAUUUCAAUAGAAUGCACAGACCGAUAAGGAGGAAUAUGUUCUAUUCUUCCUCAUUGACUCUCGUGAGAAAUCACGGGUGGUGUCAAACUCAACUCAACAAUUGAGUUGCUGGAAAAUUAAAGGUAUCAAUUAUAAAUUACAUUUUACAAUCCACGACAAUUAAUUUUCCAGCACCGAUUAAAAAUAUCGUUAGCAUGCGAAAAGGACGAACCGUAUUUAAUAAAUCACUAUCGUCGCCUAUUAGUAACCGUACACAUAUUUUGUCUAACAAACACAUGCGUAACUAAAUAAUAGAGAACCGCUAAGUUUAAAGAAAUGUUGAAGUUACAGCACUUACGUGUUCAGUUGUUUUUAACGUGGUCAUUGUGACACGAUUCUUCGACGCUGCUGAGUUCACUGUUCUCGUGUUACAAUGGUAUUAAGUGCUUUUAACCAAAUAUGAACGUCGAUAUUUAGAGAUUGUAAUUCGUACAUUCGAAUACGCUGUUUAUGAUUCUGAUAGAAAAAUUAACGUGGACGUGACUACUAUCGUGUAAGGAUUGCACCUUGAAAGCCAGGCUAUUGAGUAUUUCGAGUGAACCAGCGCAAAUUAUCGCUAGUAUAAUGUACCCGAUCAUUUCGAUGGGUGUAACUGCUUUUUAUACGCUACAUUUGAAACGGUGGCUCUACCUUGGCCCAACUCAACAGGUUUUGCCAUUUAAUAGCUCUGUUUCAUUGCAAAAAUAUUUAUUACCACGCCCAACAAGGGAUUCGUUAAAACGGUUGAAUUUAUGUUUGGAAGGCAGAGUGGAAACCAAAGCAACGACCAUCAAAUUUAUCGUCCUCCAAGUCUGAAAUUUUCCCUCGGCUCCUGUGUCGCUCGAUAAUUCACCCCGUUACCAUGAAUUUAUUGCGCCCAUUUAAAUGGUAUUAUUAUACUUCCUUUCCAAUUGAGUACUCCACAUCGAGCAGACGUGUAAUUAUUCUUGAAUGUAUAGCUAUUAUUUAUGAAAUAUCCAUAUUUAUAUGCCUGUUUAUGCGUCCAUUAAUUAAGGAUCACGUAACCGUAUAUUUGCAUAGCUAACGAAUUGCAUCGAGUAUUAGGAUGCCUGUUUGCUCAAUAGUUAGCGUAACGUAUAUACAACUAUAUACAUAUAUAUUAACUGUCAAUCGUUUUGUGCAACGGCAGAGAUCGUGAUUGCGAAGCGUGUAAUGUUAUCGUAGCGUUUCGUAUCGUAAUCUUAUAUUCAUUUGCAAGUCGAAGUCAUACAGUGGGUGUAGAAUGUAAUUCGUACACCGAUCAAUUUCCCAAAAAAACUUUGUGAAAUUGUAGUUACUUAACUUCUUAUUUUUAUAAUCAAUGAUAUCUCAAAUAUUCUCGGAAGUCUUUUUUUUUUAUAUAGUCCAAACAACAUUUACUAGUUAAUAUA